AUGAACACCUUCUUGUCAGCUAAUAGGUCUGCCAGUGGGGAGUCUCGUAGCCAAGAGUACCACAGUCAGCAUUCUGAUAACCAGGGCUCCGGUAGCGAGCUCACGCUUCCUGUUCCACUUCGGGGCUAUGCAGAUAAUUCCGAUGACGAAGGGGUGUGGGCGCGAAAAACUAUUCUUUCUUUUGACGGUGGGGGCGUUCGAGGAUUCUCAAGUCUAUUGAUCGUCAAGCGAUUAAUGACUAGAAUCCGAGAUAUCGAGUCACACCAUCUAGAAGGCCCAGUACACUCUAGUGUAUCGUAUCCAUGGAUGGGAAGUGAUCUACGUGACGCAGCUGGAGUUGACGAGCCGCCAAAUCUAUCCGACCGCGUCGAUGAUUUUCUUCCUUGCCAUUAUUUCGAUUACAUGGUUGGAACUUCAACUGGAGGGCUGGCUGCUAUUAUGUUAGGCAGAUUACGCAUGACAGUGGAUGAGGCACUAGAUCAAUAUGCGGAGUUUGGCAACAAAGUCUUUGGAAAGCCAAGAUGGUUCCAUGAGCGCUCUCUCCUCUGGUACCCUAGAGCCAAGUUCUCAUGCCGUAAGACUCGGGAUGCAUUCAAGAGCGUCGUUUAUAGAAGCAUCGUGAGCCAGCGAGAUAACAUCCAAGACUACGAAGCUUCAGCUGCAGCGUCGGCUGAGCCAUUCAAAUACCGUGAAGAUCGUACUCGGACCAUGGUCAUGUCAUUCUGUAUUGACCGGGAGGCUGGCAUUUCGUGUCCAUACAUGUGGAGGAGCUACGACCACCAGUUCGACCCAGAGACAAGAGAUUCCAAUCAAUGGAACCCCCUAAAUCCCGAUUCCGCUCAUACGGAGAAGAUUUGGCAAGUUGCUCGCGCGACCUCUGCUGCACCAAGAUAUUUCGAAUGUAUCAAGAUUGGGAAAAAGAAAUUCUUGGACGGCGGUUUGUCUGCGAACAAUCCCUCGUUGGCCGCACUAAGGGAAAUCAAGUCGCAACAUCAGAGUAUCCCUGCUUUAUUCCUAAGUGUGGGGACUGGAAAGAAGCGCGCCAACUGCAAGAGAGUUCAUACACCAAGAGACGAUAUUGGAGAGGUACUUCGAGAAUUCGGAAGGUCCGAGACAAUCGACAAUGUCAGGCGAAAACAAUUCAUCAAGAAAUAUCUCGAGAUUGGACGUCAUGCAAAGGAUAAUUUGAUCGAUACUGAAGGAGACAACGGUGUGAAUGGGUGGCGAUCACACGCCCAGGCUAUGGGACUAAAGGAGACGUUCAGGCUCAACGUCGAAGAUGAUCUGUUCCAGGUUUCCCUCGAUGAUUGGCGCCCAGCAAAUACAGGACAGACAACCCUCGAAAAUAUCAGAAACCAAACUGAUGCCUACCUGCAAAAAGAAUCUGUUAUAAAGCACAUUGAUUCGAUUGCACGUCAAGUUGUUGACAUCCGGCGGGCCCGGGCGCAUACAGAGCGAUGGGAGUUAUUUGCGGUGGACGUGGACUACUAUUGUCGAGAUGGAAAAUGCGCGGUCGCAACCCACUACUCUUCUCGUGAUAGGUUGAGGAACCAUCUCGAAAAAAGCACCAAACAUCGUGGGAUGAGCCCUGAAGAAGUCGAAGCCUCACUCAAUUCCGGUCGAGUAGUCAAAGUUCGAAAGCCCAUCAACACAGGUAUUUGA
This is a messenger RNA of Ilyonectria robusta, 1662 nucleotides long. RefSeq names its product acyl transferase/acyl hydrolase/lysophospholipase. Bases 1 to 1662 code for a protein of 553 amino acids. The record is from RefSeq and is a predicted model, not a curated record. The transcript has 4 exons. Gene Ontology annotation, biological process: arachidonate metabolic process. NCBI's taxonomy places the organism in Eukaryota, Fungi, Ascomycota, Sordariomycetes, Hypocreales, Nectriaceae. Gene Ontology annotation, cellular component: membrane.